Messenger RNA from Fonticula alba, 846 nucleotides. Its product is annotated as serine/threonine protein kinase. Gene Ontology annotation, biological process: protein phosphorylation. The transcript has a single exon. The record is from RefSeq and is a predicted model, not a curated record. Gene Ontology annotation, molecular function: ATP binding; protein kinase activity. Lineage: Eukaryota; Rotosphaerida; Fonticulaceae. The coding region runs from base 1 to 846 and encodes 281 amino acids.
AUGCCCCCUGGCACGACGCCGAUGGCCACUGACUUUCGCCCGGUCGCCAGGCUCCUCCGCGACCAUGCGCACAUCGUGCGCAUCUACGGGUACGGCGACCAGCCGCCGGCCAUGGUGAUGGAACGCCCCCAGGCCGACCUGGGGACCCUGCUCCAGUCGGACAUCGCCCUUUCGCUGCACACCCGCCUGGACGUGUGCCAGCAGUGGGCCUCCGGGCUGGAGGCCAUGCACGCCAAUGGCGUGGCCCAUUGCGACCUGAAGCCGGCCAAUGUGCUCGUCAGCCAGAGCCCCGACGGGGCGUCCUGGCGCGUGGCCCUCGGCGACUUGGGGACCUCGCGCAAUCUCAACCCCGACCGGGCCUCGGCCCUGGUGGCCGGGGCGCCGGAGCUCAACGCCAUGACCGCCCGGUAUGCCGCGCCGGAGGUGAUCGCCGCCUUCCGCCGCAAGCGCCCCCUGGACACCGGGGCCCUGCUCCCGGCGGGUGUCUACAGCGCGGCGCUCCUGCUGUGGGAGUGCCUUUCCCGCACCGCCCCCUGGCAGGGCUGCUCCUUCGAGCAGAUCACCGAGAGCGUGGUGCGCGGCGACCGGCCAGACGUCCAGGCGGCCGCCGCGCCCAUUGCCCAGGCCAGUGCCCCCCUUGCGCAGACCCUGCUCGACGUGCUGCCUCGCCUGUGGUGCCCGGAGCCGCGCGGCCGGCCUCCGGCCGCCAGCCUCCGCCAGCAGGUGGCCACCCUGGCUGCCAUGCUGCCAGCCGGGGGCUGGCGCCCAUUGUUCAUGCAUGCGCCGUCGCCAAUGCCGGACCCCGGGGAGCGGGCCCGCCGCGGAGCCGGCGGAAAGGGGCACUAG